AGUUUAAAGAACUUGUACUGAAGGGUGAAAUAUCAAAAAGUGAAAGUUUCUAUGAUUAUAGAAACUAUUGAAUCUUUACAUAAAAAAGAAGACUAAUUAUUCUAUUGGUUCUUGAAUUGAUACCAUUUAUGUAUUUUUAAAACUUUGAAAUCAAUAAUUUCAAGGUGGAUUAGAAAUAUCAUUAGUAUUGACUACAAUGCUCUUCGAUAUUUGUUACGUUAUGCUAAGCUUCCUUUAAUUCAAAAUAUUCUAAAAAUUAUUGCAUCAAGUAGUUUUAUCAUAAUUUGAUUCCGAGUUUAAUAAUAAUAAAAAUAUAUAUGAAAAACUUAUUACGAUUAGUUGCUUAGCAAGAAAGGAACGCGUCAUGUGCGUCCAGUGACAUUGUCACUGUUAACAGUAGUUCCUUCCUCUGACAUUUGUCAAAACUUGCAAAUUUAAGGUGCAGAAUUUUGUUUGUUUUGCGGUAAACGAUGAUUUUAUGACUAAAAGUUGCUAAUAUGCUAAAACGGGUGCAAUAUUGUGGCACAAUAUUAUUUUUUUUAACAUUAGUUUAUGUGACUAGAAUAGUUUUAAGUGAAAUAUUUGAAAAUGAAAGCUCUGAAGUCGACGAAUGGUUGGAACAAAAUGAACUUGGAGACUAUAAGAAAUUAUUCAAAGAUCUCGGAAUAUCGACACUAUCCGGAUGUGGGUCACCAGAGAAUAUGGAAAGAUUACCAGAGUUGCCUGCAUCAGAGGAGAGAAGAUUACGACGUGCAGCGCAUGUUUUGCAGCAGAGGCUCGUAUUGCGGCAGUGGCUGGCCACUCACAAACUACAGCACGCUUAUUCUAAGCUUCUCAGCUUGGACGUUUCCUCCUUAGAAGAUGUGUACUGGUUGGAAGAUACGACCGCCAGACACGUGAUCGAUCCGAAAGACUUCAACGCGUGGUCCGCAGCGAGACAGAGUUUGCCAACAGGCAAGGAGGCGCUCCAGUCUCUCAAGUCGGACUUGUGGAGUGCGGUCGUUAAAAAUAGCAAACAUCAAGAUGCUUGGACUUGGGGUGGCAUGCUAGUAGUCUCUAUCUCAGUAUGCGGGCUGGUCACUUUGGCUGCUAUGACGCAGCCUUCACUGGCUCCUGAGGCUAAACAUUCUCUUCUGCAAUAUGUCACUGGAAAGUACUUACAUCCACCAAGUUGUAAGGUGGAAUGGGGUUGGGAAGAACCCCAGGCUGUUGGAGACACGAUGUGCUUUACAGUGUUCUGCUUCCAACGUAAUGGUCAGCCGUACCCCAUAUGUGACACUGAUGAGCUGGUUGUCAAUAUUUCGCACGGGACUAGGAAGAUAACGGCGGUAGUGGAGCUCGGCUCGGGGGACCCGGCGAAGGCGAACAUCGCGCGCGUCAAGUUCACCGUCCGCACGGCCGGCGUGUACAUUAUUAAUAUAUUAAUAGGCGGGCAGGUGGGCGCGGGCGGCCCGUUCCGCAAGUGGUUCCUGGCGGGGCGCGUGCAGGCGCGGCGCUCGCGCGUGGGCCGCGCGCACGGCGCGCUCGUGUGCACGGCGCAGCGCGCGCGCCACCUGCACGUGCACCCGCGCGACCGCUUCGACAACCCCGCCACGCUGGACCGGCCCGCCGACCAGGGCUUCUCCGUGGAGCUGGCCCCGCUGGGCGGCGCGCCCGAGCCGGCGCUGGCCGCGGCCGCCACCUUCGAGUACGACGCCGUCAACCAGCGCGUGAGCCUGGCGCUCUGCUUCCCACGCGCCGGCGUGUUCCGCGCCGCCGUCUACUACGAGCGCGUGCCGCUGCUCAACGGGGAGUUCGACUGCAUCGUGCUCACGGCGGGCGACGCGGCGUCGGUGCAGCGGCAGCUGGGCGCGCGGCGCGGCGCGUCGUUCGAGGCGCGCGUGGUGGGCGCGCGCGCGCGGCGCGUGCUGUGCUGCCUGAGCGCCAAGCAGCUGCUCGUGAAGGACUACAUCCUGCGCUUCAUCCCCAAGCGCAUCACGUCGUUCCGCCUGUGCCCGUCCACGCGCCUGCAGCUGGCGGCGCGCGCGGACGGCGCGGGCCCGGCCGGCGAGCUGACGCUGGACGACGGCGUGCAGCCCGCGCUGCGCCUGUGGAGCGCCGAGCGCGACCUGCUGGCCGCCGCCUUCACGCAGCUGCUGCUCGCCAACUGCGGCGGCGAGGACGGCUUCAAGAACAAGCAGGACUUCUUCUACAGCGAGGUGCGCAAGGCGCACGCGCGGCACCCGCACGAGAAGCUGGCGCUGCGCGUGAACCGCGCCGACCUGGUGCGCUCGAGCCUGAAGGCGACGCGCCACUUCACGCUGGCCGACUGGUGCAAAAACUUCGACGUGAGCUUCCAGGGGGAGCAGGGCGUGGACUGGGGCGGCGUGCGUCGCGAGUGGUUCUCCCAGCUGUGCGCGCAGCUGUUCGACGCUAAGUUCGGGCUGUUCGUGUCGUGCCAGGACUCUCCGGCCGGCCUCGUGCACCCCAACCCCGAUCGGCCGCCGCACCUCAAGCUGAAGCACUUCGAGUUCGCGGGCAAGAUCAUGGGCAAGUGCCUGUACGAGAGCGCGCUGGGCGGCGCCUACCGCCAGCUCGUGCGCGCGCGCCUGGCCAGGUCCUUCCUCGCGCAGAUCAUCGGCCUGCGCGUGCACUACAAGUAUUUCGAACAAGACGAUCCCGAAUUAUAUUUGUCCAAAAUUAAAUAUAUUCUCGAAACGGACCUGGACGCCCCGGAUUCCCUGCCGGAGAUCUACUUCUCGGACGACGUGUACGACUCCACGGGAAAAUUUAUCGAGACCCGCGACCUCGUGCCCAACGGUGCCUCGAUACGGGUGCGCAACGACAACAAGCUGCAGUACCUGGACGCGCUGGCGCAGUGGCGGCUGGCGGCGCGCUGGCGGCCCGAGACGGACGCGUUCCUGCGCGGGCUGACGCUGCUGGUGCCCGACAACCUGCUGGCCAUCUUCGACGAGAACGAGCUGGAGCUGCUGGCGUGCGGCACGGACGAGGUGUGCGUGUCGGACUGGCGCGCGCACGCGCUGCUGGCGGGCGCGGGGCGCGACUGGCAGCGCCGCCUGGCGUGGCUGUGGGCGGCCGUGGGCAGCUUCAGCGCCGAGGAGCGCGCGCGCCUGCUGCAGUUCACCACGGGCUGCGCGCAGCUGCCGCCCGGCGGCUUCCAGGAGCUCAACCCGCGCUUCCAGAUCACGGCGGCGCCCACGUUCGGCGCGCUGCCCACGGCGCACACGUGCUUCAACCAGCUGUGCCUGCCCGACUACGACUCGUACGAGCAGCUCGUGCGCGCGCUGCUGUGGGCCAUCAACGAGGGCGGCGAGGGCUUCGGCAUGAUCUGACUCCGCGGACCUAUCAUUCUUCUUUCGUUUUGUGUUACCGUUGAGUCCAGUAUGUAUGCCAUUUAUGCGAGUAUUUGUUUCAACGUGUUUGCAAUACUUCCCAAAGAUUAUAAUAUUUUUUGGAGUCCCUAGCUCCGAUAACGUUACGUUACACAUGAUUUGCCAAUAUGGCAAAUGGAGAAUUUGAUAAAACGGUCUAUUAAUUGUAUUGGACAAUAAUAUACGAGCAAUCACAAUGUCGCUGUGUGACAAAUUUUAUUUCGGGCAUAAAAUAAAACAAAAGCAUUUGCUGAUGAGAUAUUGAUGCCACUUGCAUUGUUCAUAAAUUCGAAACUAUUUUGAUAGGACUAGAAAUAUUGCUCUCUCUGCUGAGUCUUUGGAGUUAAAGAAGUCUUAGAACUGUCAAAUUAGAAAUUAUGUUCAAUUGAAUCGAGACCAUAACUAAAAUUGCUUAGAAUUAAUAUUUAAUGUAAAUAGAAAUUUGAUCUCAAAUAAAAACAAAACAUGAUUAUUGCAUAGUUGGACUAUCGAUAUCGAUAAUAUCGAGUGUUAACUAUUGACAGCACUAUGUUGUGAUCUGGUUGUGUGAA
This is a messenger RNA of Nymphalis io (European peacock), 3922 nucleotides long. Its product is annotated as apoptosis-resistant E3 ubiquitin protein ligase 1. The transcript is spliced from 14 exons. Gene Ontology annotation, biological process: protein polyubiquitination; proteasome-mediated ubiquitin-dependent protein catabolic process; negative regulation of apoptotic process. Gene Ontology annotation, molecular function: ubiquitin-protein transferase activity. Bases 498 to 3332 code for a protein of 944 amino acids. Lineage: Eukaryota; Metazoa; Arthropoda; Insecta; Lepidoptera; Nymphalidae. The record is from RefSeq and is a predicted model, not a curated record.